GUGGAGUGUAGCGAAAGACGGGAAAUGCCCCUGGAAUGCUGUUUGUCACUGCUUGGUAGGCCGUCCGCUCGCUGUCGAGCUCUCCGAUCAUGCUCUCCUUCGUUGUCAGUCAUAUUUCUCUCCAGCUUAAAGCCUUUCUCGACGUCGGGAGAUAGCUUACUCAUUGGCACGAUGGGGAGAGGAGUGGGCAAGAUAAGAUCUUGUGAUGCUUUCUCACAAGAGACACCCGUGGCUUCCUUCCCAGCUAGCAAGAACUCGAGAAAGCUGUGUCUAAUCCCAGCUGACCUGGGGCGCUGGUGGUGGCAAAAUAGACCGCCGGCUGGUGACUUCAUCCUUCUCUAGCCGCGUCCAUCGAUGCCAUGUGCGCUUCGAAGUUCACAGCCCGUACCUAAUGAAUUCAUUUCAAGUGCGGCACGUAUCGACCUAGCGGACACUACUCGAACUUGUGCAACUUCUUAACGUCCACGCUCUCCAAAACUCCCUCGGCGAUUAGAUCUGCUACGCUAGUUGUCGCAACAUACUGAGUCCCUUGUCCCGGCUGCUCGAACCACGCCGCGAUCGUCCCCGUCAGAACGACGAACUGCUGUUUCACCCGAUACACAUGAUAGUUUGCCCGCGGUCCGCCGGUGGGGUUGUCCAAGCUAGAGGGCGGCAGUGCCCGCUGACCAUACGGAGUGAAAGCCGGCGCGAGGAAGAUCCCGGUCUCGAAUCCGAAUCGGUCCAACAACAUUCCCGGAACCAGUGUCUGAUUGCCCUCGAUCGCCAUGGCCGUGUUGGAGAGCUGGAACCCAUCGUCGGGUGGGAAAACAAAAGCGCCCGUUGAGCUGUUGGUGUAUUUGGCGAGCCAUGCGUCAGGGCACAGUCCUCCGAAGCGAUCGUAGCUCGCUAGCAUUGCGUCGAACGGGAAGUGGUGGGGCAGCUUGGCAGGUCCCAGGCGAUGGUCGCCGCAGAGAAACUGCGCGCCGUCGGUACCGUUCGUUCCAGCACAUGUGCACUUGGUCUGGUAUCGAGCGAUCAGUUCCAGCCAUCCGAGCUCAGCGAGCGGGCGAGACGACGACCGACCGAAAGACCCGUUAUAUGCGCAGGAUUCUCGGCAAUUGGAAUCGCGAAAACCGCUCUCGACAGCAGGCAGAUUAUGAACGUGGCCAAGACGAACAUUGCAGACCCGGGGCUACUUCACAGUGUGCCUCUGACUCGAGCCUUUAUCUUGCACUCAAAUUGUCGCGUCUUGCUGGAGCUGCCUGGCGAAUUGUACGUGCACGAAUCCAAAGACGCCACUUCCUCGAUAACACACAAGCUCCAAACAAUACGUUUUGACUGCCAGAAUACUUAAUCGCCAUGAUAAUCAUAUUUCGCCGUCCGUCCGACAGAUUUCAAACUACACGAGGAUUCUCGAGAAGGCUUCGCCGAUGACAUAUCUCGAACAUCGAUGUAUCUUUGACAGGCUGGUUUUUCGCUGCGUUUUGAUCCUGUAACAUCGGCGAGUCUCAGUCUGCGAGCGCAUCAGCCUCAGGCGUGCUUAUGAGGGAGCGAGUCACGAGAUCUU
Molecule: messenger RNA, 1546 nt
Organism: Mycena citricolor
Lineage: Eukaryota; Fungi; Basidiomycota; Agaricomycetes; Agaricales; Mycenaceae
Source: the annotation of a GenBank genome assembly